UGGAAGGCAUCAAGAUCUAUAAGUGAUGACAGUAAAUUUGCCAUUAGAGGCAUUUUUGUAUCUCCUGAUUAACACAAAAAGCAUUUUGGGGAAGCAGAGAAACCAGCAUCUGUACUAUUUGUGUGGACCUAAGCUUUACUGGAGGAAAAACCAUGCUAUUCCUCUUAGAGUUAUUCAUACAAGCAAAACUCAAUUCAAAUGGACCAGAAAUAGAACACUGUGGUAUAGUAAAAAUAUCCAUAGCCAUGACUUCCUGUAUUAUAGAGUUUCUAAACUUUUAACUUCUUCUCCCGAGAGACUUAAUAAAGUGAACAAUCAUAUGUCACGAAUAAAGAGUACUCUGGAAUCUGUUUCUAAGGUUGUUUCUGGUACUCACAGUGAACUGGUUUCACGCAUAGCUCGAUUCAAGCCACAUUCUGGCAUUCUUGGAAAAGCUUUUGAAAGUAAUGCUCAUGAAAAUAACCUCAAGGUAAAUCUAGAAAAAAAUAAACAAACAGCCAGGAUUCAGGGAGAUUACAGUGGUAGUCUGGCUGCCAAGAAACCUGUUCAUGUCAAUGAACACUUGGAGUCUGCACUGAUAAGUACGAGUAGUACUAAUCAAGAUAUUUCAAAAGAUUACCUUUUUCAUGUAAGCCACUUCAGUACAAAUUUUGGAGAGACUUACAACUGUUUAGCAAAUCAUAUCAACUUGUACUUUGGCACUAAUAUUGUUAUGGAUCCACAGAAAAAAGGGAAUGCUUUUCCACAGGACUGUAAAACCGAAGAAAGAAAGAAACUUGAUUCAGAAAGUAAGAUGACUAAUGCAAGUAGCACAAGUUCAGCAUCUGCCUUAAUUUCUGCCACAGAGACUCAAGAUGCUGAGAAGACAAAUACAGCUUUUCCAGCUUCACCUAAAAAGAGUAUUGCAAGCUUCCUUUCGUACCCUAGUAACAGUGUACAAGCUUUUGUAGACAGCUAUAUUGGUGGCCUGGUUCCCAAAUUAAGAGCUGAAUCAAAAGCUGCUUCUGAAAUGAAGGGUAAAGUAGAAGAACGUGAGUCUGGGAAAGAUGAAGAGCAAAAUGGCAAAGAGAUUAAAUCUGCAGAAGAGAAAGAAAAACACCUGUCACUUCAGAGAGAAAAGAUUAUUGCAAGAGUUAGUAUUGAUAACAGAACUCGGGCUUUAGUUCAGGCCUUAAGAAGAACCUCCAACCAAAGAGUCUGUAUCAACAGAAUUGAAGAACUGGCUUACCACCUUCUGGAGUUUCCAGAAACCAGAGGAGUUGCAAUUAAGGAACAAAUAAUUCCAUGCUUACUACGUUUGAGACAGGCACAUGAUGAAAAUCUUCAGGCUUCUGUUAGGGAGGCUUUGGCUAUAAUUGGAUAUACCAACCCUGUGAAGGGCCGGGGAAUUCGAGUCCUUGCUAUCGAUGGAGGAGGAACAAGGGGUAUAGUGGCACUUCAGACUCUGCGCAAGUUAGUAGAACUUACUGGAAAGCCUGUCCAUCAUCUUUUUGACUACAUUUGUGGUGUAAGCACAGGAGCUAUAUUGGCAUUUAUGUUGGGGUUGUUCCAUAUCCCACUGGAUGAAUGUGAAGACCUGUAUCACAAAUUAGGAUCAGAUGUUUUUAAGCAGAAUGUCAUUGUUGGGACAGUCAAAAUGGGCUGGAGUCAUGCAUUUUAUGACAGUGAUACCUGGGAAAAAAUGCUCAAAGAGAAAAUGGGGUCAGAUCUUCUGAUCGAAACAGCAAGAAAUCCCAAAUGUCCAAAGGUAGCUGCAGUGAGCACCAUUGUAAGCAGAGGAACGCCACUGAAAGCAUUUGUUUUUAGAAACUACAACCACCUUCCAGGUGUCACAUCUCAUUAUAUUGGAGGAUGUCAGUAUAAAUUAUGGCAGGCUAUUAGAGCAUCAUCUGCUGCACCAGGUUACUUUCAGGAAUGUACACUGGGUAACGACCUUCAUCAGGAUGGAGGUCUGCUUCUGAAUAAUCCUUCUGCUUUAGCUAUCCAUGAGUGCAAGUGUCUUUGGCCAGAUGUUCCGCUGCAGUGUUUAAUUUCAUUGGGUACUGGCCGAUAUGAAAAUGUGGGGAAGAACAAUGUCACAUACACAAGUUUGAAAACCAAACUUUCACAUGUUAUCAGCAGUGCAACUGAUACUGAAGAAGUCCAUGCUAUGCUGGAUGCCCUGUUACCUGCAGACACGUAUUUCAGAUUUAACCCUCUUAUGAAUGAAGACAUACCUCUGGAUGAAAAUCGUAAAGAAAAGCUCAAUCAGUUACAGACCGAUGGAAUUCGAUAUUUAGAACGAAAUGAAGAAAAACUGAAAAAAGCUGCCAAAAUAUUAACACAAGAAAGAACAACUUUGCAGAGGUUCAGUGACUGGCUAAAAUUAAAAACGGAUAUGUAUGAAGACCUUCCAUUUCUUUCCAAAUUGUGAAUAUAUAAUGCUUGAGGGUUAUAAAUGUAAAGCUUGUUUCAGAAAAUCCAUCCACUACUGUAAGGGAUCAGUGCAUAUAGUUAUAUAAUUACAUUGGGAUGACUGUCUGAAAGCAGUUCUCAGGCUGUCUUACACACAUUCUUUGAAUAAGGUUUUAUGAUGUUAAUUAUUUUUUGAGUUUUAGAAACCUUACUAUUUUAUUAUUUUUUGUAAAUUACUGAUGGUUUUUUGGUUGUCUGUAUAGAGUAUUUUAAUUUAAAUUUUGUUAAUUUGUGCCAACUAAGAUUCACAAUUAUGAGAAACAGAUGUUCUAUACAUUUUUGGAAGUGCAUACCAUAAUCAUGUUGACAUUAAAGCCUAACAUAUUUACCAGUUACAGGGCUCUUUCAAAAUUAAAAAAAAAAGGGAUUCCUAAAUAUAUUGUGGGUUCUGCAAUAUACACUUCAAGCUCUUUUACUGCCACCGAAUUUAAUAGCAAAGUAACAAUCUUAUCAAACAUAAAACUUUGGCCAAGAAAAAGCACUUUUGCAUUUGAAAAUGUUAAAAGAAUUCAUUUUUGCAACAUCUUUUUGUGUGUAACAAAAUUAACUUUAUUCCUGUAAAAUGUUUGGGUGAGUAUAACAACGUAUAAAACACUCAAUCUACCAAUAUUUUUCUGUAAUUUUUAAGACAAGCUGUACUGUAACUUUUAUAGGUUCAAUGCCAAAUUAAUAUUCAUCAUUUGAAAAUAAGUCAACGCUUCAUUCAAAUAAGUAUUCCUGUCAUAUAAAGGAAAUAAAUUCUUGAUGUAGCUCACUUG
Gavialis gangeticus (Gharial) is the source of this 3212-nucleotide messenger RNA. RefSeq names its product patatin like phospholipase domain containing 8 (gene PNPLA8). The record is from RefSeq and is a predicted model, not a curated record. Gene Ontology annotation, biological process: arachidonate metabolic process. Gene Ontology annotation, cellular component: membrane. NCBI's taxonomy places the organism in Eukaryota, Metazoa, Chordata, Crocodylia, Gavialidae. The transcript has 9 exons. The coding region runs from base 26 to 2413 and encodes 795 amino acids.